Pelobates cultripes (western spadefoot toad) is the source of this 285-nucleotide messenger RNA. NCBI's taxonomy places the organism in Eukaryota, Metazoa, Chordata, Amphibia, Anura, Pelobatidae. The record is from the annotation of a GenBank genome assembly.
AUGGAAGACCCCUGCACCUCGGAUGGCUUAAUGAAAGAAUUCGCCACCAGAUCCCUGGAAGCUCUUACAGAUAAGCUGGUAGCAACAUGGCCACAUACUGCAGACCAGUUGCGCAAAGAAGUCACAGAUCUGGGCACGAGAACGUCCCAUAUGGAACAGAAGGUCCGUGAAAUUGCAUCCACAUACAAUGAAUUGGUGGUUCAUGUACAAGCUCUAAAGGGCCAGGAGGACUUUCUGGAAACAUGGAUGGCGGAUACCGAAGAAAGGGUUGAAGGAACAAUCUAA